Molecule: messenger RNA, 2282 nt
Organism: Fusarium odoratissimum NRRL 54006
Lineage: Eukaryota; Fungi; Ascomycota; Sordariomycetes; Hypocreales; Nectriaceae
Exons: 3
Coding region: 92-1945 (617 amino acids)
Molecular function (GO): oxidoreductase activity; copper ion binding
Source: RefSeq, a predicted model, not a curated record
CACGAAAAUGGGACUUGAAACUCGCUCGCUUCCAUCACAAAAGAGCUUCGAUCAUGCGCUCUGAGAGUUUGGGUUGAAAGAUGCAGUCAAAAUGGUCGCUCACGAUGAAGAAGCCGAUGCCUUGCUUGAGGAGUUUGAACUGCGAGAGGAGGUCAAGGUCCGAGAUGAUCGAACCCCGCCUUCAGUGUGUCGCACGUGCGGUUGGAGAUGGAUAACAGCUCUUAUCGUGGUCGCACUACUAUCGGCAAUCGGGGUCGUAGUGGUAUUGCAUGGUCCGUUAAGCAACCAGUUGAGCGAUGAUGCUACCGGUCAUCUUGGGUACCGACUCCAUCCUCAGAGUCAUGCAUCACGUCCCCCAACAACACAAUCUUUCAACUGGACUAUUACAGCUGGGACCAGAUCUCCAGAUGGAGUUGAGAAAAGAGUGUACCUUGUCAACAAUGAGUUUCCAGGACCCCUCAUCGAGGCCCGGUCUGGUGACCGACUUGUGAUUCAUGUUCACAAUGGCGUUCAAGAUGAAGGUGUAUCUCUUCAUUGGCACGGCCUGCGCAUGAAAUACCAGAACAGUAUGGACGGUGCUGUUGGGUUUACACAAUGUCCUAUCGCUCCCGGCAGAAGUUUCACUUACAACUUCACCAUUGGCGCUGAAGAACAUGGGACCUUCUGGUGGCAUUCCCAUUCCGAUGUUCAACGUGCCGACGGCCUAUGGGGAGGUCUGAUCGUACACUCACCAGAUGAGAUUGAUUUGCAACGUGAAGAAUACUUACUCAUGGUCAGCGACUGGUUUCACCAGAAUCAAACAGAAGUACUACGCUGGUAUGCUGAUGCGAGUAGUCGAGGGAAUGAACCCGUCCCAGAUUCAUUGUUGCUCAAUGGUCAAGGACGCUUCAACUGCUCCAUGGCUGUUCCUGCGAGACCAGUUGCUUGCUCUCAGGUCCAGUUUAGUGACCUCAAGCCCCUCGUGAUGUCUAGGGGCCAGAAGAAGGCCAGACUUAGAGUUGUCAACGCAGGCUCCGUCGCAGGCCUUUCCCUAAGAGUUGGUGGAGCAAUCAUUCGACCAGUUUGCGUGGAUGGAGGCUUCGCUGUCAAAGCUGAAGCUACUGAAACAGUUGGUAUUCUCUAUCCUGGUGAGAGAGUUGACCUCGAGGUUGAGUGGAAGGGGAACCACGCGGGAGACCAUCGGCUGACCGUUUAUCUUGAUGACGAAAACUUUGGCUAUCCCAACCCAGCACUGAACCCAACCCAAAGCUUCCCAAUGUUCAGCUCAAGCACAAAGGGAUCAUCCAAUGAACCUGUUCCUCAGCCUUUGGAACAAGAUGAGAUCCAGGUCCUUGACUCGCAGAAUCUCAAAACCGCAACGAAGGUAUCGGACCUCCCAGCAAAGGCAGAACAGACUAUCCUGCUUUACGCUAAGGUUGAGAAGCUGGCGCACAUGGACUAUGCACCAGUCGGAUUCAUCAAUCAUACAUCCUGGACGCCACAAACUCCACCUUUACUGGCUCAAAACCGGACUUCAUGGGACGAGAACCAACUCAUCCCAUUUAUCGGGAUAUCGGGCAGCAAACCGAAGAGAGUCGACAUCGUCAUCAACAACCUGGAUGAUGGCGCGCAUCCGUUUCAUCUUCAUGGGCAUUCAUUCUACGUCCUAUCAUCAUACCGAAAUCCAGGUCGUGGGAGCUGGGGCAGUUAUAAUCCGUACACAGACGAGGCGCCACCGAACGGCUUGAAUCUUGAGUUUCCGGUGCGAAGGGAUACUGUGAGUGUACCACGGCGCGGUCAUGUCGUGUUGGCGUUGGUGGCUGAUAACCCGGGAAUAUGGGCGUUGCACUGCCACAUGCUUGUUCACAUGGCGCGGGGUAUGGCGAUGGGGUUACAUGUUGGCGAUAUCGAGGAUCCAGAGCGUGUAGGCUCGGUAGAUGUGCGGGCGGCGGAGUUGUGUGAGUAAUCAGUUGAUUUUUUUGGUAACAAUCGUAUGAGUUUUGAACAUUUUACUCGCGACUGGAUGAUAUCUUUUCCAGGUGUUGCGUGGCCUGCCAAGAAAUGGGCGAUUAGCCUGAUCUGGGUGCUAUCCGAAGCCAAGACCCCCACUGUCGCAAGCUCCCAGUCAUCAAUUUUGUGAACAACAAGCUAUACAUCGCAUUUCAGUCUGGUUUUGCACUGUUUUUAAAACUAUUGCCAGUAAGGAAGAUCAGCGGUGACUCGAAUGUUUAUAAAAACUGGUUUCAUCGACUUUAUAACCAUUUUCCCUGGUGGCUUUAUGCUUCAGUGCCACGAUUCUAGAC